UUACGUAGAUAAUAUCCCACAAGCAUAUUGCUUAUCAGAUCAUUUGCUCAUCUUAUAUGUAAAAUUUUUCAUGGCUAUGUUUUUGAUCAUAAGUAUUCUGUGCAAUUAGAGGUCUUCAUAAAAUGAACUUUUAGGCCUAAAUUCUGCUGUCACUUCAUUAAUUAUCGUAAUAAGUACACGCGAUAAUCGAUUGGGCUGAAAACCAGCCAAGUCCCAAACUUACUAGGCAUAUAAAAUCCUUGCCCUUAAGGAAAGUUUUUCGAAACCUAGAAAAAUUAAAUUAAAUUUUUCUCCAAAUAUUUAUCUCUAAAUAUUUACUACAAAAUAAUACAUAUUUGCAUAUGCACAUAUUUCUCUCUGUAAGAUUUUUGCACUCCUCAUGCAGUUUAUCAUGUCCAGAUUUCAUUCAAGCAUAUGUACUAUGUUUCAGGUGAUUAUGGUGUUCCCUCAGCUCCAGCAUCCUCGUAUGGAAGUCCGCCGUCUUCCUAUGGGGGUGGGGGCGGUGGGGGUGGCCAUGGUGGUGGCGGAGGAGGUAGCAGUUAUGGAGCGCCUUCAUCUUCCUAUGGGGGUGGGGGCGGUGGAGGUGGCCAUGGAGGAGGCGGUGGGAGCUAUGGGGUUGUCGCGGCUCCGUCAUCUUCUUACGGCGGUGGCGGUGGGGGUGGCCAUGGAGGAGGUGGGUCCAGCUAUGGCGUUGUUGCAGCUCCGUCGUCUUCUUACGGAGGGGGAGGAGGAGGCGGUGGGAGCUAUGGGGUUGUCGCAGCUCCAUCAUCUUCUUAUGGGGGUGGAAGUUCUAGUUAUGGCGUUCCACAAGCUGAACCUCUCUCGUCGUACGGAGGGGGAGGAAAAGGCGAUGGAGGUGGUUUCGGGGGUGGGUCGAGUAGCUAUGCUGCUCCUGCUUCUGAUUACGGUGGGUCGUCGAAGGGUGGUGGAGGAGGAGAAAGUUAUGCCGCUCCUGAUUUUGGGUCUAGCGUCAGCUACAACGCUCCUUCUCAGAGCUACGGAGGGGGCGGUGACGGUGGGGGUAAAGCAAUUGCUCAAAUCAGUGUUAUUGUGGGAGAUUUUCAAGACCACCAUGUUUCUUCAGGUGGCCAUGGCGGUGGUGGGGGUAGUCAUGGCGGAGGAGCGUAUGGAAAGAAGUGAAAGUUUGGAGAAAGCGAUUCAUAAUCAGAUUAGUAAUUUUGUACUUUAUGACUCAAACUCUAAUCAGCUAGUCAACCAACUCAAAACAUUAAUGCUAACCGUAAUGAUAA
Folsomia candida is the source of this 1250-nucleotide messenger RNA. RefSeq names its product glycine-rich cell wall structural protein 1.8. The record is from RefSeq and is a predicted model, not a curated record. Lineage: Eukaryota; Metazoa; Arthropoda; Collembola; Entomobryomorpha; Isotomidae. The transcript is spliced from 8 exons. Bases 415 to 1140 code for a protein of 241 amino acids.